Eremothecium sinecaudum is the source of this 2397-nucleotide messenger RNA. RefSeq names its product Mg(2+) transporter ALR1 (gene ALR1). Lineage: Eukaryota; Fungi; Ascomycota; Saccharomycetes; Saccharomycetales; Saccharomycetaceae. Gene Ontology annotation, cellular component: plasma membrane. The coding region runs from base 1 to 2397 and encodes 798 amino acids. The record is from RefSeq and is a predicted model, not a curated record. The transcript has a single exon. Gene Ontology annotation, biological process: intracellular magnesium ion homeostasis; magnesium ion transmembrane transport. Gene Ontology annotation, molecular function: magnesium ion transmembrane transporter activity.
AUGUCCUCAGAUUUUAAAACGGGUCGUAACGAUGAAUCGUUGUCUAGAACGGCAUCUAUUGAAGAAUCAUAUGUUUCCGAUAGACCUGAGGAACAUAGAGAGCUGUACGAUCAUCGCCAACAACGUGAACUGCCUCAAAGAAGGUUAUCGACACCUGCGAGAGAGCAGAGCGGUGGUCGGAGUAUCAUACGCGACCUCAGUUACUACGGAAAAUCUGAACAGCCACCUCAGUUUAAAACAAACGGUUUGAAUAUGGGAAUUUCUUUUGAGGAUGAUUCAGAUCAGGAAUACUCAGGUUUUGCACCACGUUAUGAGAAGCAUGGUAGGAGUAUAAAAACUCCUAGUUCACGUGCUCCACGCGUGGUGCAGGCUUCUCAUCAACUUUCACCGUCCGAAGGGUCUAAGGACGAUACAGGAGAGAAGACUGAUAGAAAGCAAAUGGAGGCAGGAGCGAAUAAAGACAGUGAAAUAGUUAGGGACUCAAGGGGCCAGGGCAUGAAGAAAAAGAGUCGGGCACACUCGGAAUCUUCAUCACAAGCCCCUCAACUUCCAUACCUGACGAGAUACUUAUCACACAAGUCACAAGAUUCAGCAGUUUUGAAUUCGAAACUUAACCGCAUGGUAUCCGUUGGCAGCGACGACUCAAAGGGGUCUAGACAGUCCCAGGAAACAGAGGAAGACGUUUGCUUUCCCAUGCAGCAACCAGAACAUACAAGGAUUAAUGGUAUUGACUUUGAUGAGUUGGAAGAGUUCGUUGCUGAUGCAAUGCGCGGCCACGGAUCACGCUACGAAACUGCGAUAACUGAUGAUAUUAUUGUCUCGGAAUAUAAUAAACUACCAUCUUCUCCAGGCACGUCUUCUGGUACUUCUACAUCUCAGUCAUCAGCAGCGUUGAAGUAUAUUCCAAAGAAUGUAUAUCAAAAAAAUGCCACGAACGACAAUGUUCCAGGUAUUUCAUUUGGUAAUAAUAAGAUUGAAGCCGACGAUUAUAUCCCUAUGAAUGAACUUUCUGCCCAACAAGGGGAGGGUUUGCCCGAAACAGGCGCUCCUAAUCCGGGAUUUAAUACCCUCCCACCUAGAUUUUCUUUCUUUCGUCCAGAUGCUGAGGACACUGUUCAUUCUCCAGACAUUCCAUCAUUGAUAGCUGAUGGGCAGACCUUCCGUAAAUUGUUUAAGGACGGUACUUCUUCAUGGUGGCUAGAUUGUAUCUGUCCCACCGAUGAGGAGAUGCGUUGUAUUGCGAAGGCAUUCGGAAUCCAUCCGUUGACAGCAGAGGACAUUCGUAUGCAAGAGCCUCGUGAGAAGGUAGAACUUUUCAAGUCCUACUAUUUUGUUUGUUUCCACACAUUUGAGAACGAUCCUGAGUCUGCGGAAUUUUUGGAGCCCAUCAACGUUUAUAUUGUUGUUUUCAGACAUGGUGUACUUACAUUCCACUUUACGCCUGUAUCGCACACCUCAAAUGUCAGGAGACGUGUAAGGCAACUACGUGACUAUGUUGAUGUGAAUUCGGAUUGGAUAUGUUAUGCCUUGAUUGAUGAUAUUACAGACAGUUUUGCACCUGUAAUCCAAGGUAUUGAGUACGAGGCUGACUUUAUUGAGGAUAAUGUGUUCCAAUCUCGCGACUCUGAUGUCGCACUCUAUUUGCAAAGUAUUGGAGAGGGCAGACGGAAGACCAUGACUUUGAUGAGACUGUUAAGUGGCAAAGCGGAUGUAAUUAAAAUGUUUGCGAAGAGAUGCCAAGACGAAUCUAAUGGCAUUGGCCCAGCUUUAACGUCCGAGAUAAACAUCGCCAAUCUUCAACUUCAAGCUAAUGAUAUGCCCCCAAAGGACUUGACCAAUUUCCAAUUACAAUCACCUGAAGUUUCAAGCUUCGAUUGGAAAAGAAGGACACAACCCAGAGCAGAUAUUGCUUUAUACUUAGGAGAUAUUCAGGACCAUGUGGUGACCAUGGUUCAAAACUUGUUGUCAUAUGAAAAGAUUUUCUCACGCUCUCUUGCUAGCUACUUGGCACAGCUCCAAGUAGAAUCGCUACGUUGUAACAAUAAAGUAACCUCGAUGUUAGGCAAGGUUACAAUGAUAGGUACGAUGUUGAUUCCAUUGAACGUUAUUACUGGUAUGUUUGGUAUGAAUGUCAAUAUUCCUGGAACAGAAGCCCCUGGUUAUAAUAUGUUUAUUGUGAUCGUGUUCUGCCUUGUAUCCUUAGCUGUUACAUCAUGGAUAUUCUCUUCUUGGUGGGUGUCCAGGAUUAACAGGGUUACUACAUUAAAUGAAUUAGCUGAACCAGGAACUAGAUCUGUUAUCAAUUUUAGUAGGUUCAGAGUCUCUAGGCGUGCUCCCAAAAUUCACCCCAGCAAAUCAGUUAAGAGCUUUCCAAGUAAGCUAAGCCGUUAUUGUUAA